AUGGGCAAAUGGGCGAAGUACUCAAGGUCCUACAAGGAAAAAUGGGAGAGAGACCCAGAUUUCAAAGAAGAUUGCGUUGGCAUUGGCACUGACGGCGCUAGUGUUAUGUGUGGGCGAAACAACAGCCUGUUCACUCGCAUGAAGGAAGUUAACAGUGUUAGGUGCGUUUGUCACUCGUUGCGCCUUGCGUGCAACGAAGUGGUUUCUGUUUUGCCCACACAAGUUGAUUUUCUUGUACGUGAAUGCUUCAACUGGUUCGCGCACUCGCCUAAACGGCAGCAGGAGUAUCACGCUGUGUUCGCUGCCAUCAAUUCUGGUGACAGGCCCAAGAAGUUGGUCGGGCUGUCUGGCACGCGGUGGCUUAGUAUUGCAGGCGCCAUUCGAACGGUCCUUGACCAAUGGGUAGAAUUGAAGACUCAUUUUGAGUUUGCAAGAACAACAGAGCGCUGCUAUACAGCUAAAGUGCUUAGCGACAUGUUCAAUGAUGACCUUAACCUGCUGCUGGUGAAGUUCCUCAGCCCCAUCAUUGAUGAGUUUGACCGCAUGAACAAAUUGUUUCAGAGCGAGAAUCCGGACCCGUCGAAGUUGUACAGUGACUUGCUGUCGUUUGUGAAGUGUCUGAUGUUGCGUGUCGUCUUGCCCAAUCAUGCGUCGCCCGGAUCGAACUGGGUGGGAAGCGCACAUCAUGGAUGUUAG
This is a messenger RNA of Ixodes scapularis (black-legged tick), 696 nucleotides long. RefSeq lists its product as uncharacterized. Bases 1 to 696 code for a protein of 231 amino acids. Lineage: Eukaryota; Metazoa; Arthropoda; Arachnida; Ixodida; Ixodidae. The record is from RefSeq and is a predicted model, not a curated record. The transcript is spliced from 2 exons.